GUCAACUGUCCAAAUGCCAAAAUCCAAAUUCAAUUUUGUAGUCACUGUAAAUGGAAAUAAUUUUAUAAUAUAAGAAAUAGCGUAACAUUGUUACACCACCUCUGUUAUUAUUCGAAUUUGAAGUGUGAAUGUUAUGAAUUAUUACGCUUAAUCCAUAAUCGAAGAAGGUUAUAAAAUCAACGGUUUAAUAAAAUACGAAUAACGAAACUACGAUGGCAUUAAAAUACGUUCGUCAGGCUUUUAAAACGAUAUGUAUUCGUGAGAGAUGUAGCCAUCAAAGAAUGCUAUGUACCAGCGAACCAGCUAGAUUGGGAAUGAUACCCAUCGUCGUUGAACAGACUGGAAGGGGCGAACGAGCAUACGAUAUUUAUUCAAGACUUCUACGCGAACGAAUUAUCUGCUUAAUGGGCCCUAUUAGUGAUGAAAUAAGUUCUGUAGUGGUAGCUCAACUCCUAUUUUUACAGUCGGAAUCUAGUAAGAAGCCAGUACACUUGUAUAUAAAUUCUCCAGGAGGUAAUGUCACAGCUGGCUUAGGUAUAUAUGAUACAAUGCAAUACAUAACUCCUCCGGUUGCAACAUGGUGUGUUGGUCAAGCAUGCAGUAUGGCUUCACUUCUCCUUGCGGCAGGGGCACCCGGCAUGCGUCACGCCUUGCCUAACUCUAGAAUAAUGAUCCAUCAACCAUCAGGAGGGGUAAGAGGUCAAGCGACAGAUAUUCAGAUUCAAGCAGAGGAGAUAUUGAAGUUGAAAGCUCAAAUUAAUGGAUUAUAUGUGCGUCACACUGGCUUGCCGAUUGAGAAGGUACAAAAUUCAAUGGAGCGGGAUUAUUUCAUGUCACCUUCGGAAGCUAAGACAUUUGGAUUGAUUGACAAUAUAUUGGAGCAUCCGCCAUCUCAGGCAUUGGAGGAUGAAGCUGCUGGUGGCCCCACUGCAACUUCUAGUGAAUAAUCUUUCUUAGUGAUAAUAUAAUUCUAUAAUGGCUUAGUUGAGGAGUUAAAUAUAAAUUUAUAUAUAUUUUAAAAAUUCU
This is a messenger RNA of Colias croceus (clouded yellow), 1026 nucleotides long. RefSeq names its product ATP-dependent Clp protease proteolytic subunit (gene ClpP). Gene Ontology annotation, cellular component: endopeptidase Clp complex. Gene Ontology annotation, molecular function: ATP-dependent peptidase activity; serine-type endopeptidase activity; ATPase binding. The transcript has a single exon. The record is from RefSeq and is a predicted model, not a curated record. The coding region runs from base 213 to 947 and encodes 244 amino acids. Lineage: Eukaryota; Metazoa; Arthropoda; Insecta; Lepidoptera; Pieridae. Gene Ontology annotation, biological process: protein quality control for misfolded or incompletely synthesized proteins.